AUGAUGAAGAGCAAAAAAGUGUUUAUUCAGCCAUUUACUAAACAAUUGUUCGAUGCGCUCGAUGAGACGUCAGACUCACAAGAGCCUCCAUCGGCAGUUGGUAAUGGAGAACAAUCACCUUGUACACCAACAGAGGCUGGAGGUCGUUUCUCCUUUAAUGAAAACAUUUUUGCAACACCAAAACUCUGUCCUCCAACUCCAACAAAAACUCCUGCAACAGCAACUCUUAAGCCAUCAUCAUCAAAGACACUUUCUUCUUUAAAAUCACCACUCUUUGACUCGGAGAGUGAAGAAAGUGAUAAUGAUGAAAAUAAGUUUGUGAUCAAGUCUCCAAUCUCAAUCAAAGCUAGACCAAACCGUUUCCAAGUUCUUGGAUCAACAACAAAACCAAGAUCUCCUCUCAUGCCUGUACAACCAAAUCUACCACCACAUCGUGACUUUUCUCAAAUCAAACUUGGUAACAAACAAAAACCAAAAAGACCUAGUUUCUCUCUCGUUCAACAAAGCACAAGUGAUGAUGAAAUUGAAGAAGAAUUAACACCACCUGGUAUCUGUAAGAAGAGACCAUUCGAUGCUAUCAGAAGUCCUGUCACCACUAAGAGCAGUACCUCAAGUAAACCUUCAUCUCUUCUUGGUGGUACUCCUAACUUUGAUUUUCCUGACCUUUCAGAGGCUGAUAGAAAGGUUUUCCCACCACCAAAUAAGAAAACAGCAGGAACAACAUUUAUGGAUAUUUCUGGAGAUUUCAAUUCCCCUGGAAUGUGUCCACCUAGUACAAUCAAACCAAAAUACACAAAUAGUAGUGAACCAAUGUCUUCUAAUUGGUUUGCUAGUCCAAGUCUUACUAAGAGUAUUGUGGAAACUCCUCAAAUUGAAAUGACUCCACCAUCCCCUGUAUUAUUCCAAUCAUCUAAUAAUUCAAAGGGUAACUUUUUCUCAAAUCUCUCCCAAUCUACCCUAGAUUCUCCUGGUAACCCUUUUGAAACUGAAAUUUUCCAAACUGAUUUUGAUGAAGCUGUCAUUGAUUGCUCUGAUGAUAUGAUUAGCGAUGAUGAUAAUGCUUCAAUGGAAGAUUUUGGAGACAUGUCAAGUCAAAUGCAAGCUUCAACUCCACCUAGAGCAACCCUUUCCCAAACAUCUCCAAAUGCCCUCAAUGUACAACUCAUUCCUGGUAGACUCACUGCCAAUGAAGAUGUUCAUGAAAAUCCAUUCUCCCCUGAAAGAAACUUUAAAAAGACAAAAACUGAAGACGAUUACUUUUCCAUUACAGAUGAUAAGAAUACAUCAUCAUAUUUACAGGGAAAGAUUGCCUCAUGUAAAAAGUCAGCUAGAAAGAAGAGACAAAGUGACAUGGCUCUUAAUAUUAGUGAUGUGAAUAACCUUAGUGAAGUUGACCCAAUCUUUGAAGUGUACUUUUCUCGUUAUUUGGAAGAUUUCGAAGAGACUGGAGUUCUAGGCGAUGGAUGUUUUGGUAGAGUUACCAAGGCAAAGAAUAGAUUCGAUGGUAUUACGUAUGCUAUUAAAUCCAUGAAGAGAAAGAUUAAAGGAAAGAAGGAUCUAGAUAAGAUCUUGAAAGAAGUUCAAGCUCUUGCCACCCUUGUAGAUAACCCAUACCUUGUAAGAUAUUACUCAUGUUGGAUUGAAGGUAAACUUCCUCAAUUUAGUUUAUUUUUGCAAACCGAAUUAUGUGAGGGUGGUUCUCUUGCUAAGAGAAUUGGCAAACAAAUAUUUAACGAAUCUCAAUUGAUAGACCUUACGAGACAACUUGCAUCUGGCUUGAUGCAAAUGCAUGCCCAAAACAUUGUACAUCUUGACUUGAAGCCAGACAAUAUCUAUCUAACAUCAGCAGAUGAUGAUAAACCUCGAUACAAGAUUGGUGAUUUGGGACUUGCCUCAAGCUCUUUAGAAACUUUAAAGGAUGUCAUGGAAGGUGACUCGAGAUAUCUUGCAAAAGAAUUAUUAAGUACUGAAGAAAAUGUGAACACUGACUUGACGAAAGCUGAUAUUUUCUCUCUUGGUGCAACAAUAUACGAGUGUGCAAUUGGUAGACCAUUACCAAACAAUGGAAAUGAAUGGCAUGAUAUUAGAAAUGGUAUACUGAAAGAUUUCCCAAAUCAUUUUACUGACUCUUUCAAGAAUUUAUUACUUGCCAUGCUUAAUAUUCAACCAACUUGUAGACCUACAGCUUAUCAACUUUUACAACAUCCACUUUUUACCCAACAAAAACUCACUGAAAAUGACUUGCUUCAAACCAUCCAACAUCAACAAAAUAUCAUCAUCAAACUAAAAGAGCAAGAAGCUAUUUUAAGAAGAAAAAUUGAAGAAAUGGAACGAAAAUAA
This is a messenger RNA of Naegleria gruberi, 2340 nucleotides long. RefSeq lists its product as uncharacterized. Gene Ontology annotation, biological process: protein phosphorylation. NCBI's taxonomy places the organism in Eukaryota, Heterolobosea, Eutetramitea, Acrasida, Naegleriidae. The transcript has a single exon. The record is from RefSeq and is a predicted model, not a curated record. Gene Ontology annotation, molecular function: protein kinase activity; ATP binding. Bases 1 to 2340 code for a protein of 779 amino acids.